Bombus impatiens (common eastern bumble bee) is the source of this 1057-nucleotide messenger RNA. RefSeq lists its product as uncharacterized. Lineage: Eukaryota; Metazoa; Arthropoda; Insecta; Hymenoptera; Apidae. The transcript has 3 exons. The coding region runs from base 190 to 576 and encodes 128 amino acids. The record is from RefSeq and is a predicted model, not a curated record.
ACAACUUAGUGUAACAGAUUCUAAUGCAUUGAGUGAUGUGAGUAAUUGUGAUAGUUACGUCGUUGCAUUAAUGUUAGUAAAACUACUUUAUAUAUAUUAUUAAUUAAUAAAAGAUUUAAUUAAUGAUCGGCAGAAGAACGAAGAACGAAAGAACUAUUUGAAGAAGAAUCUCAGUCUAAAAUUUAUAAAAUGUCCAUUUUAGACGAGCGAGAGGAUUAUCUGAAGAAUCCAUACUUUGUGAAGCACGAAUAUGGUGAUUUUACUCCAUUUUAUGUCACUGUCACUAUCUGUUCCUUCAUAUUUGCAUUCCUAUGCAUUUUGAACAUUGGAUUUUGUUGGUGCUCCCGUCAUAGGAAUUAUUGGCAAAGUCCCCAUACAGGAAAUAGGUGGAUUCAACCAUUGUGGACUGUAUUACCUCAUAAAACACCACCUUUGGACUUAAGCGAGCUAGAACCAGGACGUCUUGUGACACAAGAUAAACAAGAAGUUUUACAAUAUCACAAUCCAAAACCAUAUGGAACCGUACCACAAACACAAGAAUAUAUGGAGAUGCAAAAACGUGAGAGUGAAAUUUAAUUAGACAUUAGUCUUGAUAUUAUGUGUAUACAAAAGUUUACAAGCUCUCAAGAAUAUUAGUAUCAAAUUAAGAACAUCACAAUUAUUUUACAAUCAUAUAAACUGAUCUACUGUAAUAGCCAAAGUUGGAAAGUAGCAAGUGUACAAAGGUAAAACACAAGGUACACAAGGUAAAACUAUACCUUAAAAAAAAUCAUUUAAGUAUAAAAUAUGGGACUGCAUAUUUUUUGGCCAGCAUCCACGUGUUUAACCCUUUUGGUUGUCUGUGUAAUAAUAAUUUUAUUAAGAUACGGUUCGCGUAUUUGUAAGCUACGGCAUGCACCGUUGCCGUCUGAUCGAGAAUGGGAAGAAAAGGCGUAUUCUCGAAAACUUUCAGUUUCUAUGGCGUAAAAUUAGAUAGAUAUCACCAUAUGUUUUCACAUCAUGUUACGGAUCUGUUUCGUAUUAGAAAAGAAUUUAGAUUAAAUUAGAAUCUAUUUUA